Molecule: messenger RNA, 1029 nt
Organism: Nicotiana tabacum (common tobacco)
Lineage: Eukaryota; Viridiplantae; Streptophyta; Magnoliopsida; Solanales; Solanaceae
Source: RefSeq, a predicted model, not a curated record
AUGCCCCUGCAGAGGUUGUGCGGCCGCAUAAUUAUAUGUGCAGUCCGCAUAAUGAGACUUGGCUUGGCAGGUUCCAGUUCUGCGGCCGCACAAUUCUGGAUUGUGGCUCCUUCACCUACUACGGACCGCACAUUUUGUGGUCCUCACUCUUUGAUCUUAAGCUCUGGUUGUGUGAGACUUCAGCAGACCGCUAGUGCCGGAAAAAGUGAGAUCGAAGGAGGGGAAAAAGAAGCAGAACGGCUAGUUGUACAGAAAAAGGCCCAUGCACCAUUCCCUCAAAGAUUCACAAGGCAAAAGAAGGACGAUCAGUAUAGGAAGUUCUUUGAAAUCCUAAAACAGUUGAGUGUAAAUAUUCCAUUGCUGGAGGCACUGAAAGAUAUGCCUAUGUAUGCUAAAAUGAUGAAAGACUUCUUGUUAAAGAAGAUUGACUUUCAGGACAUAGUUACAGUAAAGCUGUUAGUGGAAUGUAGUGUUGCAGUUGCUAGGCCCAUGGCUCAAAAAUUAGAAGAUCCUGAAAGUUUCACCAUUCCGUGCGCGAUAGGGGAUUAUUAUUUUGUCAAUGCAUUAUGUGAUGUGGGAGCCAACAUCAAUAUGAUGCCUCUAGCCAUUUAUAGAAAACUUGGCCUACAAAGGCUAAGGCUGAUAGCUAUGCGACUGCAGCUUGCUGAUCGUACCCUAGCACGCCCACAAGAUUUUGUUAUCUUAGAUUGCAAAGUAGACAUUGACGUCCUACUCAUAUUGGGACGACCCUUCUUAUCUACGGGAAGAGCGCUUGUUGAAUGUGAAGUAGGGGAAUUGAAGAUGCAUUUGAACGAUGAAGAAGUUGUUUUCCAUGUACAAAAAUCAAUGAAAGGACCAAGUGACAUUGGAGAAUGUUCAAUUUUGCAAGUGGUGAAUGUGAUAGUCCAAGAAGAGGAGGAAAUUGUUCAUCCUGCACAUCCCUUCGAAACUUGUUUACUGAAUCUGGAUAAAUUGAAUGGUAAAGAUUUAGCAGAGUGGGUCUUGGCUCUUGAAGACCAAGGAUAUUAG